AUGGUGACAAACGACGGAGCUACUAUCCUCAAGGCUAUUGCGCUUGAUAAUGCCGCUGCCAAAGUUUUAGUCAAUAUAUCCAAAGUCCAGGAUGACGUCGUGGGGGACGGAACAACAUCGGUCACAGUUCUGGCUGCAGAACUGCUACGGGAAGCCGAGAAACUUGUUGAGAAAAAAAUUCAUCCUCAGCUCAUCAUUGAUGGAUACCGGAUAGCGAGCCGUGCUGCCCUAGAAGCCUUGGAAGCGAGCGCAGUUGACAACAGUGCCGACCCUGUUGCGUUCCGAAAAGACCUCCACGCUAUUGCGCGGACCACCCUGAGCUCCAAAGUUCUAAGCCAGGAUCGAGACCAGUUUGCCGAUCUUGCCUGCGACGCAGUGUUGAGGUUAAAGGGGUCUACUGAUCUCAGCCAUAUACAGAUCAUUAAAAAGGCCGGCGGAAAGCUCUCUGAUUCGUACCUCGAUGAAGGAUUCAUUUUGGAUAAGAGCAUUGGAGUGAAUCAGCCCAAGAGACUGGAAAAGGCAAAGAUUCUGGUUGCAAAUACUGGUAUGGAUACCGACAAAGUCAAGAUCUUCGGCGCCAGAGUCAAGGUCGACUCGACAGGGAAAUUGGCCGAGCUUGAAAAAGCGGAGAAGGAGAAGAUGCGGGCAAAGGUUGAGAGAAUCAAGGCCCACGGAAUUAACUGCUUUGUCAACCGUCAGCUUAUCUACAACUGGCCUGAGCAGCUCUUCACGGACGCUGGCAUCGUCUCUAUCGAGCAUGCUGAUUUCGACGGCAUUGAGCGCCUCGCUUUGGUCACUGGAGGUGAAAUCGCCUCCACCUUUGACCAUCCUGACCAAGUCAAGCUCGGUCACUGUGAUUUGAUCGAAGAAGUGAUUAUUGGAGAAGAUACCCUUAUUAAGUUCUCUGGUGUUGCUGCUGGCCAGGCUUGCACCAUCGUUCUUCGUGGAGCUACUGGACAACUCCUGGACGAAGCUGACCGGUCUCUACACGACGCCCUUGCCGUUCUGUCCCAGACUGUCAAAGAGCCCAAAGUUACCCUAGGUGGAGGAUGCGCCGAAAUGGUUAUGGCCAAGGCAGUUGAGCAUGCUGCCCAAAACACCACUGGAAAGAAGCAGCUAGCAGUGGACGCUUUCGCACAGGCUCUAAAACAACUACCCAUUAUCCUUGCCGACAACGCCGGCCUUGACUCAAGUGACCUUGUUACAAGACUUCGACAAGCCAUCAACAAGGGUCUGACCAGCUCCGGUCUAGACCUUCUCACUCCCGGGGGAGGUAUUGCCAACAUGCGCGAACUCGGUGUUGUGGAGAGUUACAAACUCAAGCACGCCGUUGUCUCGUCGGCUUCUGAAGCUGCUGAGGUUAGUUAA
Molecule: messenger RNA, 1368 nt
Organism: Trichophyton benhamiae CBS 112371
Lineage: Eukaryota; Fungi; Ascomycota; Eurotiomycetes; Onygenales; Arthrodermataceae
Exons: 1
Coding region: 1-1368 (455 amino acids)
Biological process (GO): protein folding
Cellular component (GO): cytosol; chaperonin-containing T-complex
Molecular function (GO): ATP binding; ATP hydrolysis activity; ATP-dependent protein folding chaperone
Source: RefSeq, a predicted model, not a curated record